Molecule: messenger RNA, 2157 nt
Organism: Brassica napus (rape)
Lineage: Eukaryota; Viridiplantae; Streptophyta; Magnoliopsida; Brassicales; Brassicaceae
Exons: 7
Coding region: 160-1878 (572 amino acids)
Molecular function (GO): protein binding
Source: RefSeq, a predicted model, not a curated record
CCUAGGCCUAACAAGUGAGGUGGCCCCCAGGAACCGCUUAAAUUGAAAAAAAAAAUUGAAACGACUAGAGGGAAAAUCAAUCAAUCAAUUAAAAGCCCCACUUUCUCACGACCGGCGCGGGGAUAAAAGGAAAGAAGACGGAGACUGCGGCGCAACGCAAUGGCGGCGAUGAAGAAACCGAAAGUUGAGCAAGGGGAAGAAGCAAAUACCCUGUCAACUCAAAUCCCAGAUGAUAAAGAAGGUCUUAUAGAUUUCAUGGACCAGCGUGCCAACUCCAUCGAAGCCCUUAAAGACCAGCUCUCAAACCUCGAGAGAAAGCUCUCUGAAGAGAGAAGACUGAUGGCAGAUGCGGAAGCCAAGUUUCUACGAGUCGAUCGCGUUGAAAAUAAGAAGAACGUGCCUGGUAAAACUGGAAGCUUACUUGGUAUAGCUGAGUUCUGGACCGAACGAGAUAAUAAUGUGAAGAAGACUGCUAAUAAUGGAACCUCUACUCCGCAUCCACGUGGCGAGAAGAUAGAAUAUGAAUCCUCUACUCCACAAACUCCUACCGAGAUUAAACCGUUGAAAAUGCCGUCUAUUAUUUUGCCGCCUUCUUUCAAGAGAAAAGCUUCUGCUCCUGUCAGACCAGAAGCGAACGAGACACAACACGUGGCUACAAGUGAUUCUAACGUCCCAAAGGAAGUGAGAAAUGGGUCUGAAGCCAAGAGGUCUCGUACUGUUGUUCCUAACGAAGUGGUUAGGGAAAGUCAAUCUCAAGCAAAGCCGAGGAUCAGAGUUUCUACUAACAUUCCUGGACAAGCAGCGCAACAGGAAAAGUCUGAGUUCCAUGGGCAUGAAGAGUUGAUAGCGCUUAUAGGAAGGAGCUCUUUGCGUGCCACGAUUGAAAGUCGUACCCUAGCUAUGAUACCAAGUGGCCACACGAAAAGGAUGAGAAGCCUCGCUCUUUCUCCUUCAAACCGUGAUCUUUUUGCUACAAGUGCAUUGGAUGGUGUCGUUCAUUUUUGGAAGCUUCAGUCUGAUAGGUCCUCAGCUACUCUGUUUAAGACGGUUAAUAGGGUAGAAGUAGAUCAGAAGAGAUGGGCAGAAGAUAUAGCUUGGCAUCCACACAAUAGUGCUCUUUUCUCUGUCUAUACCGCAGAUGAAGGUCACGCUCAGAUAUCAGCCUUAUACCUGAACGAAGCUCGAGAGACUUGCGAGUCAAAGUUUCUAAAGGACAGGCCUCACAGCAAAGGUCUAAUCAACAGAAUCAUGUUCACGCCUUGGGAUGAUCCUUGUUUCAUCACAGGCGGGUGUGACCAUGCAGUAGUGUUAUGGCGUGAACAAUGUGAGAGUAACGCAUGGAAGUCCAGGCUCCUGCAUAAGGACUUGCACACGUCAGCCGUGAUGGGAGUAGCUGGAAUGCGCCAUAACAAUCUCGUCUUGUCAUGUGGAGACGACAGGAGAUUUGUUGGGUUCGAUGCCAGAGAAGAAAAAGUCACAUUCAAGCAUAGACUAGACAACAAAUGCACAAACUUGCUGCCAAACCCUCGAGAUGUUAACCUUGUCAUGCUUCAAACAAGGCAGCUAGACAGGCAACUUCGGUUGUACGAUGUAAGAUUGCCUCAGACAGAACUAUUUUCUUUCGGGUGGAAGCAAGAAAGCAGCGAAUCGCAGUCGGCUCUAAUCAACCAGUCCUGGUCUCCAGAUGGUUUACACAUCUCAUCUGGCUCCUCAGACCCGGCGAUCCACAUCUUUGACAUCCGCUACAACGCGGCGAGCCCGUCUCUGUCGAUCAAGGCUCAUAAGAAAAGAGUGUUCAAAGCUGAGUGGCACUCUUCUAAUCAGCUACUUGUCUCCAUCUCUUCAGAUUUAGAAAUUGGGAUCCACAAGCUAUGGUGAAACAUUAAAACAGCUUGAGUAUUGCAACUUUGCCACACGAGAGAAGUUGGUGCUAUCGAUAGAAAAGUUCGGCUUCAUCACAUCACCCACGCUGGAUACAAAAUUCUUAUUGGGAGUUGCGUAGUUUCAGUCCAGGGUCUUAAGACACCUGGCUUGUUUUAACAUUUUUGGUUCAUGUACUGAGGAUAACAGCAAAAUAAUUGUAGCUCUCUCUAUACAUCAGUUUUGUCGCAUUUUGCGGAUAUUCUGACAGUCUAAUCUCAUGCCCCUAAUCAUCAA